AUGCCUUCCGAAACUCCCAAGUCGCGGUUUCGCAAGAUCCAGAGCUUCAAGGCCGACUAUGCUCCCUGCACCAUCUCUCAAUAUGUCUCCGAACGCAGUGGCUUGCAAGUCGUCAUCGCCGAUCGCAAGGGGCCCAAGGUCAAUGGCUACUUCACCCUAGCCACUGAGAUCUUUGACGACUCGGGAGCUCCCCAUACUCUUGAGCAUCUUGUCUUCAUGGGCUCUAAGAGCUACCAGUACAAGGGUCUCCUCGACAAACUCUCCUCCCGUGCCUACUCCGGCACGAAUGCCUGGACUGCAACAGAUCAUACCGCCUACACUCUCGAGACCGCUGGAUGGGAGGGUUUUGCCCAAAUCCUUCCUGUCUAUCUGGAGCACAUCAUCCUGCCCACCAUUACCGAUGAGGGAAUCGUCACCGAGGUCUGCCACAUCGACGGCGAGGGUAAUGAUGCCGGUGUUGUUUACUCGGAAAUGCAAGCUGUUCAAUUUCGCAGUCCUGAGAUCAUGGACCUAAAAGCCCGCCGUCUUCUUUACCCAGAGAACGUCGGCUUCCGAUAUGAGACUGGCGGCAUGACCGAAGCUCUGCGUGUCUUGACCCCCGAGCGUAUCCGCCAGUUCCACAAAGACAUGUACCAGCCCCGAAACCUUUGCCUGGUCAUCGUCGGCGAGACGAACCACGAGAAUUUGCUCCAGAUUCUCGACGAGUUCGAAGAGUCCAUCAAGGAUGACAUCCCCUCCCUUGAUACCCCUUUCCAGAGACCCUGGAUUGACUCUGCUCAGCCUCCUGCUCUCAACGACUCCAAGAUCGUCACUGCCGAGUUCCCGGAGGAGGAUGAGACGGUUGGCGAAAUCCUUGUCGGCUUCUUUGGUCCCAACUGCAUUGACACUACCGCAUCAUCCGCUCUCAACGUUCUCCUCACCUAUCUCUGCGGUUCAUCCGUCUCUAUUCUCGAGAAUGUUAUGGUCGAGCGUGAGGAACUUGCCAGCUCCGUCAGCUACUGGUGGGACUCUCGCCCCAACUCCGUCAUCUGGUUGCAGCCUACUGGUGUCGCCACUGAGAAGCUUGAGUUUGUUGAAAAGCGUCUCUUUGAGCUGUUGAAGGAGGUCGCGUCGAACCCUAUGGAUAUGGAAUACAUGAGGGAGUGCAUCCGCCGCGAGAGACGUCAGGUCAAGUACCACGCUGAGACUUCCGAGUCGUUCUACGCCACCAACAUCAUCACCGACUAUCUCUUUGGAGAACGUGAUGGAUCAACGCUCAAGGAUCUGCAGAAUCUAAACGAGUACGAUGACUUGGAGAAGUGGGAAGACAAGGACUGGCGCGACUUCCUCCGUAAGUGGAUGGCGGAUGCUCACCAUAUCUCAGUCCUUGGCAAGCCCUCCCUCGAGAUGGCCUCUAAGAUGAAGAAGGAUGAGGAGGCUCGCAUUGCCAAACGCAAGGAAGAGCUCGGACCCGAAGGCCUUGCUAAACUCGGAAAGCACCUUGAGGAGGCGAAGAAGAAGAAUGAUGCCCCUAUUCCCGCCUCGCUCAUCGAUCAAUGGCCUGUUCCUGGUACAGACUCGAUUCACUUCAUCGAGUCCGAUACUGCUCGUGCUGGACGCGCUCGAGCUGUCGGCUUGGGUGUUGGAUCCGCGCAAAAGUUCAUUGAUGCCGCGCCUAAUGGAAAGCUGCCCCUCUUCCUCCAGUUCGAGGACGUACCGACCAACUUUGUUCACAUUACCAUCCACAUCGGUACUUCUCAAAUUCCGGACGAGUUCAAACCCCUGAUGCCAAUCUUCAGUGACAACUUCUUCAACACGCACAUCAUGCGUGAUGGCAAACAGGUCGGCUUCGAGCAGGUCGUCAUGGAGCUCGAGCGGGAUACCAUCAGCUACUCGCUCAGCUCCGCCCGAUCUCUGGGCGAUGCUGACGGCAUGAUGAUUCAGUUCCAGGUUGAACCAGAGAAGUACGGCGCCGCUGUGGAAUGGAUCCGCACCAUGAUGUUUGACUCUAUCUUCGACCCGCAGCGCCUCAAGGCUGGCGUCACCAAGGCUUUGGCUGACAUUCCCGAGGGCAAGCGUGAUGGCCGCGGCAUGGCUGGCGAGGUUGACGCAGCGUUCCACAUGGAGAGGUCGACUCUUGCUGUCGCCAAGCGUGUUCUUGUUCGAGCUGUGUAUCUCAAGCGCCUCAAGAAGCUGUUGGAGAAGGAGCCUGAGAAGGUCGUGUCCUGGUUCAACACCGUCCGAAAGUCGCUUUUCACUUUCCAGAACAUGCGCUUCCUCGUCACUGCAAACUUGGCUACUCUACCCGACCCUCUUACCACUUGGGAUACCUUGUCCAAGUCGUUGACCGCCGAGGAGGACAUGGUCGAGAUCCCCAAGCCCGUGAGCCUUCUCAACGCCGAGGGCCGCAAUCCUGGAUCUGUUGGUGCCGUCAUUAUUCCCAUGACCACCCUCGACAGCUCCUACUCUGUCUCAUCGGCUAAGGGCCUGGAAUCCUUUUCCGACCCCCAGAUGGCCGCCCUCAUGGUCGCCAUUGGCUAUCUUGAGGCCCCUGAGGGUCCCCUCUGGAACGCUGUCCGUGGUGCUGGCUACGCCUACGGCUCCUACUUCGCGCGCGACAUUAACUCGGGCCUUCUCUCGUACCGAGUAUACCGCUCUCCUGACGCCUUUAAGGCUAUUGCAGCUUCCAGUGACGCCAUCCGAAAGGUUGCCGAGGGAGAGGUGGACAUUGACCGACACCUGUUGGAGGGUACCAUCAGCCAGAUUGUCGUCAUGUUCGCCGACGAGCAGUCGACGAUGCCCAGCGCCGCACAGCAGAACUUUGUCCAGGGCGUCGUCCGCGGCCUGCCCAAGAACUGGGACAAGGAGGUGCUGCGCCGCGUGCGCGCCGUGACUAUCGAUGAGAUGCGCGCCGCUAUGCGCGACAUUAUCCUGCCAUGUUUCGAGCCGGGCAAGAGCAAUAUCAUCGUGACUUGCGCAACAUUGAUGAAAGAGGGCAUGGAGACUGCUUUCAAGGGUAUGGGCUACAAGGUUCAGACACACGAGCUCAGCUACUUCCACGACGACUAUGGCCUGAAGCCUGAUGGCAACGAGGAAGAAGAAGAAGAAGAGGACGAGGACGAGGACGAGCUGGAUGGAUCCGAGGGAUCCUAUGAUUCAGAUGACUCCGAAGAGGACUAG
This is a messenger RNA of Ilyonectria robusta, 3159 nucleotides long. RefSeq names its product putative zinc metalloprotease. The record is from RefSeq and is a predicted model, not a curated record. NCBI's taxonomy places the organism in Eukaryota, Fungi, Ascomycota, Sordariomycetes, Hypocreales, Nectriaceae. Gene Ontology annotation, molecular function: metal ion binding. The transcript has 3 exons. The coding region runs from base 1 to 3159 and encodes 1052 amino acids.